AUGAUAUUUGGAUUUUCGAUCAAGCUUAACAAAGUAAGGCAGGCUCUAUUACACACGCAUGACGUGGUAGCUAGGGAAGUAUACGGCGAAGAAGCGCUGCGAGUAACACCACCACCAAUCGCACCCUACCUGAAUGGAGGAAACGAUGAAAUUGACAACGGUGAUGCCGGAGAGCUACAGCACGUCACACGCGUUCGGUUGGUGCAGUUCCAGAAGAACACCGAUGAACCGAUGGGUAUUACGCUGAAAAUGACGGAAGACGGCCGGUGCAUCGUGGCCCGGAUCAUGCACGGUGGCAUGAUUCACCGGCAGGCAACGCUGCACGUCGGCGACGAGAUCCGGGAAAUCAACGGCCAGCCAGUGCAGCACCAAACAGUUAGUCAAUUACAACGAUUGCUGCGGGACGCGCGUGGUUCUGUUACUUUUAAAAUAGUUCCUUCAUAUAGAAGUGCCCCACCGCCGGUUGAGCUAUUCAGGAUAAGACCAGCGCCGGUUCUGGUGGAUCAGAUUUUCGUACGAGCUCAGUUCGACUAUGACCCGCUGGACGACGAGUUGAUACCGUGCGCACAAGCAGGAAUAGCUUUCCGUGUCUCUGACAUACUUCAGAUUAUUAGCAAAGACGAUCAUCAUUGGUGGCAGGCCAGGCACGACGCUGCUGGAGGUUCAGCCGGUUUGAUACCUUCACCAGAGCUUCAAGAGUGGCGCAUCGCUUGCCAGUCGGCGGACAAAUCCCACAAAGAACAAGGAGAAGCAGGGCCCGGUUGUUCAGCUCAGGCAGAAGGAUGUGAAGGACCUACAGUAGUUAAUUGCUCAAUAUUUAGCCGUAAAAAGAAGCAGUGUCGGGACAAGUAUUUGGCGAAACACAAUGCCGUCUUCGAUCAGCUGGAUCUGGUGACGUACGAGGAAGUGGUUAAAGUGCCAAUCGGAGAUCCGGCGUUCCAAAGACGAACGCUUGUAUUGCUGGGAGCGCACGGCGUUGGCAGGCGUCAUAUCAAAAAUACGCUCAUCGCAAAAUAUCCGGAUAAAUACGCUUAUCCAAUACCACAUACCACCAGACAACCACGGCCGGACGAGGAGAAUGGGCGAAGCUACUAUUUCAUAUCACACGAUGAGAUGAUGGCGGACAUUUCGGCCAACGAGUACCUCGAGUACGGCACGCACGAGGAUGCAAUGUACGGUACCAAGCUGGAAACGAUACGACGCAUUCAUGCCGACGGCAAAAUGGCAAUAUUGGACGUGGAACCACAGGCCUUAAAAAUACUUCGAACAGCCGAAUUUACGCCGUACGUUGUGUUCAUCGCAGCUCCAUUGCUGCAAAACAUCGCAGACUACGAUGGUAGUCUUGAGCGUCUCGCCAAAGAAUCCGAUAUGCUGCGCCAGGCAUACGGCCAUUUCUUCGACCUGACCAUCGUCAACAAUGACAUCGGUGAGACGAUAGCAACGUUGGAGAACGCUAUAGAUAAGGUGCAUUCGACCGCCCAGUGGGUCCCCGUGUCCUGGCUGUACUGACAAGAUAGUGAGCUAGAAUGUCCCGCCUGUUUGGAGGAUGAGUGCGAUUGUGAUUGCGAUUGUGAGCUAGACCUUAAGUGAGUCGGUCACCGCCUAACCGCUGACCGACCAGACCAGGAGCGAUUGAAGAAGUCGAGGGUGCAAAAGUUUGUCAUCAUCAGCACCCCAUUGUGAGGUUGAAGGUCUAUCCCACGCGAAACGACGUUGAAACCGCGUCGUUGAAACGAAAUCGAAUGACGAAUACCAACCUCACAACCAACAACAAAAUCAAACUAACCUACAAACCAAUCAUCAAACAUUGCUUACACUAUGUUGUUUGAAUGACAUGCACCUUGCCGUGACCUGUGAAAGUGUAAGCGUUGGGAGUACUUGUUUUUUUGAUACCAAUUCUUCCACUGAAGCCAAGUUAAGAAAAACACAAAAAAGGCAACAAGUAGAAAACCAACAAACUCCAUAGCGGUAGCCAUUUUCGGUCUUGUGUUGAACUAAUCCGAUUUCAUACUUAACGUAACGUUCAUAUUUCGGCCGUAGUUGUUUGAUCAAUCACCUCACGCUGCAGGUAUAUGAGCUCCUCGUGCAACAGUCAUUACCAGAUUGCGCACUUACGUCGAUGCACAUCGUCGAACGUAUGAAAACGGAGGAAAGUCGAAGGAAACACUUCCCGAUGUUCGCCGGAGAAUCGGUUCACAGAAUGGAAGCAAACCUAGCACCCCCAGAUACCUAACAUCCCGCCCCGUUGCACUAGCAGAGAGCGAAUUAAUUACCCAAAUUAACAAAAUUCAAACAAUCGAUUGCGAUAAAAAAAAUCAGUAAAAGCAAUCAACACAGAAAUCACCCAGCGUGGUCGCGAAGAUGGAAAAAAAUACAAAACAUGAAAAAAACAUUAAAACGAAGUGAUAGAAAAUGGAAACGUACACACAAAGCAUACACUACGGAAACGAAAUAAAUUAUAGAAGAUAAUAAUUUAAAAACACACAAAGAUAACUAAAACUCUUUUUAAAAGAACUAAUGCAACAAAGAGUAAACACAAAAAGCCCAAAAGCGCGCAAACCGGAAAACAACAAACUAACCAAAAAACAAAACUGGUUAUUGGAAUAUGAGCAUAACAGUGAAGGAAAUAUUAGUUAGCAUUAAUCUUAACCAAAAUAAACUGAAAAUGAAUGAAAGGAAAAACAAAUGUUAACAUAAUUCAUAAUAAUAACUAUAAUAACGCUAAUAUUAACUGACCGAAUGACUUUAAAUCAAGAGUAUCGCAAUUCCAGGAGUAACCACAAGAAGAAGAAGAAGAAGAAAACAAAACGAAAGUAGACCGAGACAAAGCGACGCCGCAGAGAGAAGGUGGGUGAAUAGGUGAAUAAUAUUACGUUGAAAUUGAAUGUAGAAAAAAUAACAUUAAAACAUGUGUUUUCCAUGUAUUUUGUUUCAUAGCGAUUUGAGAAAUAUUCGGGGAAAGGACAGAUUAAAAUGGGCCAUUGGCUAGGCCAAGCGGCUAGCGUGGUAGAGAUUUUAGGAGAAGCAGUUAAUGGGUUGUUUCACGUUGGGAGAGGUAGUUUAAAAAGGGGGAAUAGGCACGACGUGUUUAACCCGGACGGCCGGUGGCAAGCACUCGUGUUGAAGUUAGUCUGUUUCCGCUAAAAAGAAUCGUUUAUCGUACGUGAGGCACAACAUGAAAUCGACCUCCAGCAAGUCACCGUUUGUAUAAUCAACGAAACGGAUUGUUUCAAGGGAUGAUGAGAUGGUUUGUUAAAAUUCAUUAGGGUAUAGUUAAUCCAUUGGAAUAUCGUCGCGUGCUGAAAAUCUUCCAAUAGGAUCUUCAGCGAACAAAGUAUCGCCCAAAGCAGUGAGAGCUGCGAAGCAUGAAAAUGUUUCCUUUUGUCACUGAGUCAUCGUCCACCUAACGUCCGCCAUCUAGUUCCAUUGCAACCAUUUAGUUUCACUAUCACUCUACGUUCACAUUAAUUUUCAUGUGCCAAUUAUUUGGCCUUAAACCUUUUCACCAUUUCACCGAACGGUGUAUGUCGCUGCAUUAAAAUUGAUAUGUUGAUUUCUUGUCUUUGUUUUCGUACACAUAAAAUAUGCAUUUUUUACACUUACACCAGUGGAAUGAAAUCCAAUAAACAUACUACGCCAUGAGGAGAACACAAAACAAAUGACGUCUGUAAGUUUGAAGCAAACUUUAUGAACUUCUUUACAAAUCUAUCAUAUUCGCAGUGAAAUCAAUCAAUCCAAUCAAGGCCCCCUUCGGCGCCGUUCAUGGACAGGGCAAACCCUACUUCGUUUACCGAAACAAAUAGUGGCAAAUAAUGGAUUUUAUGCAAACAGUGAACUUUGAACAAUUACCGAAAAAUGAUCGUUUAUGAAACUAUUUUAAAUUUCAACCUCCGAAACCAUCAUUAGUAAUGGGAUGUUGAACCGUAGUAGCUGAUCUACUACAUGAAACCGAAGAGCUUCUCUUUUCUGUGUGUUUACGAAUGCCGCGAAGAUAGUAUUGUGCUGGGUUCUAAAUUACAAUACUGUGGGUUAAUUACCGGAACUAGAAGUACGGAAGCAAUACCGAAAUUCCACAAACAACACUUUAUAGAACACCGAACGGCUUCAUACUUUACCGGUGCUAAACCCGGACUCGAGUAAGGUUGAACUAAAAUCAAAUUCAUUGCACGUUUUGGCACACCUACUAAUAAUAAUCCUUUGGCGAGUCGAGUCAGAGCGAAACACAAGCAAAGCUGCCCACGAACAGGUACCCACAAAUUACUCGACCGAACUCGCAGAGGUCACCAUUGCGCUACUUAUACAAUACUACCGAACAAGAAUUAAAAACUGCACACUGAACACGCCACAACGCUAACGACACAAUGAGAGUUACAAAACAUGCAAACACGACAGAACGGAAAACAAAAUCCAGCAUAAAGCAAUCCAACAGAGACAGAAAAAGAAGCACACACAUUUAUCCAACAAUACAAAAUAUAUUUACGAAAAUACUUGACGAAAAUGAGCAUAUUUAGGAAAUCAAAAAUAUUACCCCUAGUUUCUUUUCCUGCAGUUUCACAAAAUUAUAGCAGCAGGUACUCUGCGAUGUAGCGCAAUCAUACGCCUGCAAAGGGCAGCUGCCCUGCUGAUACGCACAUACGCGGGGCGCGCGCGUGCGCACGCAAACUGAACACAGAACACUAAACAUUGGAAACGUAAUUCACUACAUAUAUUCUUCUACACAACGGAUAUCUCGAAUGGCAGUUACCUUCCUCGUGAAACUUGUAUACAAUAAAGAAAAGUUUUAAAUAAUAAACGACGAACAGAAGCAACCACGCCAAACCGAACGAUACAAAGUCAUACGGAGCGAACUAAAUGAAUUUCUUAAAAAAACAAUAACUUCAAUACAAGCAGGCAGCAAAGUAACACACAAACGUUAAUAAUCUAAAUCUGGUGUAAUUGGAAUGGAACUACGAAUUUGAAAAUAGGCCCGCCCCCAGGGCACGCAAAAGUAGGGCUGACAGAUGAGCGAAAUCAGAUUCGGAGUUGGUUUGGUGGAGCUUUUACAGCAGCAACACCCAUCCACGAACCUGCGAAUAACGGAUCGCAACCGGUGCCGGGAUGCACUAGGCAAGCAUUUACCAAUAACAAACGUCAUCGGUUCGGCAAACAUAGGCGAAUGCGGAACAUUGACAACACGGAUAGGACCGUGGACGAAGGCAAACGAAGCAUAAACAAUGCGUUAAACAAACGAUAGGCUAAAACAAGGUGGAAGUGUCGUGACUCUAUACGGUAAAAAGUAUUAUUUUACUAGUUUAUUUUGU
Molecule: messenger RNA, 5300 nt
Organism: Anopheles bellator
Lineage: Eukaryota; Metazoa; Arthropoda; Insecta; Diptera; Culicidae
Gene: CASK
Product: peripheral plasma membrane protein CASK
Exons: 11
Coding region: 1-1509 (502 amino acids)
Biological process (GO): regulation of neurotransmitter secretion
Cellular component (GO): plasma membrane; cell-cell junction
Molecular function (GO): signaling receptor binding
Source: RefSeq, a predicted model, not a curated record